Closterium sp. Naga37s-1 is the source of this 5448-nucleotide messenger RNA. Lineage: Eukaryota; Viridiplantae; Streptophyta; Zygnematophyceae; Desmidiales; Closteriaceae. The record is from the annotation of a GenBank genome assembly.
AUGUCUGCCAGCUCAGCAGCCCGUCACACACUGACACCUGGAUCCAGCGUGGCACCGUUCCGCGGCGUGGCGGCCCAAGCGGCGUUCAGCUCCAGCAGCGCGCCGCCGCGCGCAGCCCAGCCGCUCUCGCUGCGGCCGUCUCUGGGCGAAGCGGGAGGGGCGGGCUCCCCCGCGAUGCAAGCGCACGGCGACGCAGCAGCGGCAGCGCGGGCGGGAGCGGCUGCGUGCCGGCCGUGGGAGCGCAACGACCUGCUGCGGCGGCUGGCGACGUUCAAGUCCACCACGUGGUUCGCCAAGCCGCAGGCGGCGGGGGCGGUGGCGUGCGCGCGGAGGGGGUGGGUGAACUGCGACGUGGACAUGCUGGCGUGCGAGGUGUGCCACGCGCGCCUCAGCUUCUGUGUGCCGCCCACGUGGUCCAGAGCUCAAGUGGAGCGGGCGGCAGCGGAGGUGGCGGGGCGGCUGGAGUCGGCGCACAGGCAGCACUGCGCGUGGCGGGGCAACGAGUGCGACGAGGCGCUGCUGCUCUUCCCCCCCCAGCCGCCCGCCGCGCUGGCCGCGGCCGUGUUUGAGCGCUGCCAGGCGCUGCAGCAGCUGGCGCGCCUGCCCGCGCUGGCGCCCGCAGCAGUGGAGCGCAUGCGGCGCUGCAGCCCGCGCGCCCUGGACGCGCUGCUGGCGCUGCCCGCCCUGCCGGUGGGCGCACCGUGGGACGACCCCGUGGGGCGCACAGCCACGCGCGUCACGUCAGACGCCGCUGCUUACAUCGAGGUGCAGCGCAUCAUCGCGGUGUGCGGGUGGGAGCCGCGCGCCCUGGGCGUGCUGCCUGACGCGCACGACCCGCCCCACGCCAACCACCGCCACGCGCCUGCACACCCCACCGCCCCUCUGCCCUCGCUGCCCCCCCAUGGGCGCGCGCACGUGCCUGCGCGCCCCACGCCUGGCAUCCCUGCGAGCGCGGCGGUGCUGCAGUGCGCGCUGUGCGGCGCCAGCGUGGGCGUGUGGAACUACUCCACGCUGCCCCGCCCCCCCGCCCCCCUCGCCCUCCCCCCCGCCUCGCCCCAGCUCUCCGCCCGCCAGGGGCCGGCAGGGGAGGAGGGGGCGAGGGAGCGGGAGGUGCAGGCGGAGAGGGGCAGUGAGGGAGGGGGGGAGAAGGCAGAGGAGGAGCAGCGGGAGGGCGAGAGUGGGGCGCGGAAGAGUCUUCCGCCCGCUCCUGCAGCAGCUGCCAUCAUUAUCGCGCCGGUGGGGGGAAUGAGCAUCACGAGCCCCCCGCACAGGGCGGGGCUGGGCGCAGGGGGCAAGGUAAGGGGGCGGUGGGGAGCGUCUCAGGGGCAGGGGGGCGCGGGGGUGGCGGAAAGGAUGGGGGAGGGCUCGGAGGAAGGGGUGGGGGAAGCGAAGGAAGGGUAUAGGGUAGAGGGGGAAGCGGAGGGAGGUGCAGGGGGAGAGGGCACGGAGAGGGGCAUGGGGCCCGAGGUGGUCACUUCGCCCAGGCGGGUGCAUGGUCGGCGCGAGGGGGAGGACGCGAUGGACGAGCAAGGAAUCGCUGCCCCGCUUGCCGCUGCGUCCGCUGCCCCUGCUCUGCCUGUUGCUGCUGCUGCUACCCCUGCUACUGCCACUGCUGCGUCUGCUGGUGGUGCCGGUGGUGGUGUGGGUAGGAGAGCGGCAGCAGGCAGCAUGGGUGCGCCUGCCUCUGUGGUGAGGAGGCGGAAGCAGGGGUUGGAGGCGGGGGGGGUGACAGCAGGAGUUGAGGCGGAGGCUGUGCGCCCUGCUGCCCCCGUGGCAGCAGCGCUGUCAAUUGUAGGCAGCGCCACGCCACUCGGAGCUGCGUCCGCUGCUGCACCAACAACCCAUCCCGAGCACCGCCCACCAUCGCCAGCAGCAGCAACAGCAGCAGCAGCAGCAGCGGGAGCAGGGUUGGGAGCGGGCGGGGUGGCACUGGACCUGGGUCUGACCAUCGCUGGCGGCCUCCCUCCCACGCACCUCUCCUCCUCGCCCCCUCCGCGCCCCUUCGGCUCUGCCUCCGCCCUCCCCCUCUUUGGCGCCGGCCUGCCCAUUCCUGGCUGCCACCUCAGCGGCCCUGCCGGCGCCAAUCUGGGGGCGGGCGGCAAGGCAGGCGCAGGGGGUGGGGGAGGGGGAGGGUUAGUGGAAGGGGACGGGGGAGGGGGACCAGCAAGGAGAGUAGGGGUAGAGGGGGAGGGAGGUGGAGAGGGAGGGGGAGAGGGAGGGGGCGUGGGCGCAGAGGGGUUUGGGCAGUGUUUGGGCGAGGUGAGCUUUGGGCGGGGGGGUGUGGCGGUGCUGCCGAUGAACAGUGCGGAGGGCGUGGUGGCGGAGAUGGAGGAGGUGUCGUCCGAGGAGGCCGAGGUGGAGGGCUCUCUGCGCGCCCGCGCUGCCCGCGCCAGGGGGGACGCUCGCCGCGCCGCAGGCAGCAAGGGUGCGCCAGAGGGCGAGGCGGAGGGGCCAGCGGGCGGGCGCGCAGGCAGGGGGGCGUGGGGAAAGGAGGGGGGGGGUGAGAACGAGAGGAUGGAGGGGGGCGAUGAGAGUGGGAGGGGGGAGGGGUGUGGGGAGACUCAGCGGCUGGAGGGGGGCGAUGAGACCGGUAACGAGGGGGAGGGCGCGGGGGCGGCAGUGGCAGCACAGCAGAGCCGGCACGAGGGGGCUAGAGCCGACGUGGGUGUGUGCGUGAGCACGGGUCCCACGCAGGGCAGCAGCAUGCAGGGCGGUGGCGGUGGCGGGGAGGGCCGUGACAGGGGUCGUGUGGAGCAGCAGUUGUCGGCAGCGGCGUUUCUUGUGCCGUCCACACGUGCUCCGGCUGCCAGCACGGCAGGCAGGGGAGGUGUGGGUGGGGAAGAGGGCGUGCCUGGAGGUGUGGCGUCAGCGGCAGGCAGUGGCGCAGUGGGGUGCAGUGCGGUGGGGUACGGGGAUGGCGCACAGCAGCAGCGGGGCAGGGCGGUUGAGGGGCAGGGUAGGCGGGGGCGGGCGGCAGAGGGCAGGGCGGGCGGCAGUGAGUUCCUGGAGCCGCCUCAGAAGCGCCGCCACGUGGACGCGUCCUCCUCCCACGCGCCCCGCCCCCCUGCCUCGCGCGCUGCCUUGGGCGUGGGGCCACGAGGAAAGGCCGCGGGCGCAGGGGGAGGAGGGGCUGGGAGAGGGGUGGUUGGAGGGAAGGGGGCGGGGGGCAAGGUCGGCGAAGCCCUGGGUGCUGCUACUGCGUCUCCUGCUGCUGCUGCUGGCUCCUCUGCUCCUCUUCCUCCUGCUGCUGCUGGCGCUGGUGCUGCUGCUGAGGUUGCUGCUGCUGUGGGGGCUGGCGCUGGUGCUGGUGGUGGUGGUGGUGGCGCAGCAGGGGCAGGGGCAGGGGCAGGGGCGUUGGGCGGGGUGGGGGGCGAGUGGGCGCGGGCGUCGUCGGUGUAUGCGACGAACACGGACUUCAGUGAGCGCGACGACACCAGCGCUGACAGCGUUGACAACCUGCCGCCCCCCCUCGACCUGCACGCCCAGGGGGCAGCGCAGGGGGGGGUGGCGGGGGCGGGAGGGCAGGGGGGCGAGCAGAUGGAGGUAGCAAGUGAGGUGGCGGGCGUUGUGGAGCGCGGGGCAGAGGUGGGUGGGGGAGAGGAAGGGAGCAGCAGGAGGGGACAUGUGCAGUUGUCACCUGGGGCGCAGGCGGGCGCGUGGGGGGGGGACGGUGGGGGCGGAGGGCGAGGAGGGGCUGAGCAAGAGUGGGGAGGGGGGGGGGCGGGGGGGGAGGGCGAGGCGGCGACGAACGCGGCGGUGAUCAGCACGGGCACGGCGGGGGACGACGCGGAGGGGCCGGGCGGGGGCAGUGUGGCGAUGGGGGCGAGCGUGGAGGUGGAGGCGCAGGCGCUGGAGGGCGACGUCGUGGACGCCUCGCGCGCCCUCGCCUCCACCGACGCCCCCGCCUCCGCCGGCGCCCCUCCCCACGCUCCCAGCGCCGCGCUGGCUGCUGUGGCGCUCUCUGCCUGCCGCAGCGUGGUGGGCGGCGCCUGGGGGGGCGCUGCUGGCGGCGCUGCUGGCACAGGGGCGGGCAGUGCGCCCGGGGGCGCGGAGAGGCAGCAUGGGGAGGGCUCAGGGGGGAGAGGGGCAGAGGGGGAGGGGGAGGGGCAUGUGGAGAGGGGAGGCGCCAGGCAGGUGGAGAGUUUCAGCUUUGCAGGGGGAGGAUGGGGUGGGCGAUGGGGUGGAGGGGAGGACGGGGGCAGAAGGCGAGGGGAAGCUGGGGAAGAGAUCAGGGGGAAUGCGGUGGGAGGGCUGGGUGAGAUGGAAGCUGGGAUUGGUGGGGAGCACCUUGGGCAGACGGGGGAGGGCAUGGGGGAGGGGAUGGGGGAGGGGAUGGGGGAGGGUGCAGGUAUGACAGGAGUUGAGCAGGUGACGGUGGGGGGUGUGGAGGUAGCGGAGACAGGAGGGGGGACGGGGGCGACGGGGGGAAGGGAAGGACGGGGCAGUGGCGGGCUGGGGGAGGGGCGGAGGGGAAGCAGCGUGGGGAAGGCAGGUGAGGAGGCGGCAAGGGGUGAGGUUGGAGGGGGGGAGGGGACGGGGGAAGCGAAGGAAGGGCAGGGCGGGGGGCGUGAGUGGGGAGUGCAGAGGGAGGGUGCGGGGGAGACGGGGGGCCCAGAGGAGACCCGCGACACCACCCAGGGGCUGCUCAUUGGGGAGGAUGCAGACGCGGAUGGCGAUGCUGAGGUGGACGUCCGUGCUGACGUGGCGAAUGCUGGAGCAACAGCAGGGGCAGCGGGCGUGCAGGAAGCAGCAGAAGGCACGGGGGAGGUGGGGCUGGCAGCAGGUGGGGCAGAGGGGGGCGGGGAGGGGGCGGUGGGGAUGGAUGUGGAUGAGGGGCAGGGGGAGGGCGGGGGGUUGGCGGAGCAGCGUGGGCGAGUGGGGGAGCGGGCAGUUGGUGAGCUCGUGAGUGACGGCGGCGGCACAGGUGGCGUGAAUGGGCAUGGAGAGGUGCGUGUGGGAGCAGGCAGCAGGCAGCACAGGGGUGGGGAGGAGCGGGGCGAGCAUGGAGGCAGUGGCGGUGCACCUGGGGGGGAUGCAGAUGAGGUGCCUGUGCAGGGAGGAAGGGGGGACGGCCAUGGGGGAGUGCAGGGGACUGGCAAAAAUGGGCAGGGUGUGGAUGGUACUGCCACUACUGCUGCCCUUCAUGCCCCGCCCGUUCCUGCUGCUCGUGCUGCAAGUGGUGCUGCCAACGGCGUGGGUCCACCUUGUGUGGGGGAGGCUGAGGUCAGCAGCGGCUCACCUCCCGCUGCUGCCAAUGCUGCCACUCCUGUCACGCCGCGUGCUGCCAGUGCUGCUGCUCCCGCCCCUAUCUCUGCCCUUCCUGCCACUGACGUUGGCCCGACCUCUGGUGCGUGUUGUUGUGCUCCCACCACUGCACUCUCUUCGCCCUUGAGGCCGCUCACCACUCUCUUCGCCCUUGAGGCCGCUCACCACUCUCUUCGCCCUUGA